AUGGAGAGCUUACCUGAUUCUUAUGAACAGAUAUUUAGUCAAAUGCAAUUACAAGAAUUAUAUCUACAUGGUAAUCCUUGGAGAUGUGAUUGUCAUUUAAGAUGGUUAAAAAUAUGGUUUCUAAAGCAUGGUUCAAAGUUAAUUUAUUCUAAGCCAAUUAACGAAGCAAUAUUACGUAGCAGUAUUGAUGUAGAAGCGAAUAAUUGGUUAACAAAUGGACAUAAAUCAGACUAUCAAGCAGAAAUGAAUGCUAUAUUUCAGCCAAAAUGUGCAUCACCGAUUGGACUGCAUGGACGUCCAAUAUUUAGUCAAAUUAAUAAUGUUGGUAUACAAGCUGUACGUAGUACAGAUUUUCAUUGUUCUCCUGAAGCAUAUACACCUGAUCAACAAUUAAAAUUAAUUUGGGGAUCUAAUUCUACAAUGAUUUGCAAAUUUUUCGCUGAUCCAUCUGGUAUUGUUGUAUGGUAUAAAGAUGGGAUAAAAAUACAAAAUCAUUGGCCACGGAUAACAUCAAAACAGAGUCAAGGAAGAAGUUUUCUAGCUGAACUGACAAUAGAAAAUAUUCAAAGUUCAGAUACUGGAGUUUAUGUCUGUUAUCUGGACACUGGUUAUGGGCAUGCGAAUACAACAUUCAAUGUUCAAGUGGAGGGAGGUAUAGGUAUUGAAGAAGGUUAUCAUUAUAAUGGUGUAUUUUAUUGGAUAAGUAAACUGGACACAACACUUGUACUAAAGUAUACAGGAAUAAUUGCAUCUUGUCUAAUAAUCCUUUUGAUAAUAAUGGGUUUACUGAUCUAUUUCUUCAAUGAAAAACAAUUUUGUCGGCCAAAAUUAUCCAUCAGUAAGGGUUUGCCUACUUAUGAAAAUAGAUCAGAUCAGUCGAAAAAAGGUAUUGGAGAAGAAACAGAGACUUUGAACAGUAACACUUGCAGUAGUAAUACUGAUAAAAACAUUAUCAGCAAUUCAAAGAGUUCUUACACACUUCAAGUGCAAAACCUUAGAGUACCUACGUCAAUGGAUGGAAAUGCACCAAUAACCGAUAAACUCCCGACGAAAUCCGAAAUAGAUAACCAUACUUAUCGACGUGGAACUGAAACAGGCGUUGUAGAUGACAACUGUUUAUUACCUCACAAAUCGCAUGAUCCAGGAUUUGAAAAUUAUGUUACUGUUCGUCUAUUACCGACUGCUACACGUGGUGACCUAUCCAUGCAUUGUCCUUUACAUAAUUACGCAUUUAUACACCCAGUAUCAACUAAUCCAGAAACAGUUGCUGCUGGUGCCAACAGUUUUGGCGUCACUCUUAACGGUGUUGAUACCACAACUAUGCAGAUUACACCUGAUACUCAUCUCAUCUCCUUAUCUAACAAUAAUAAACUCAGUUCACUUGAAAAUUCUAAUUUAGCUGCUUCUUUAAACAACUUGAAUUUAUGCGGUACCAUUGAUCAGCAACAACAACAACAGUCACUAGUGGAAAGUUCAAAAAAUCGUAAGAUUAAAAGUAUAAUUUCGAAUACAACAAACCAUGAUGGCAGUGAUGGCGGUGACAUUACAACCACUCAUGAACUGAAUUCCUCUGUUUAUACACCAUGUCCUUUACACGGUAACUUAUAUGCCACACUACAAACUAAGGAUCGAAAAAAUAUCUCCUCAGAGACACGCAAACAUAUUGCAAGUGUACCGGCCGGUUUAACAGGAUUAAACUAUGAAAAGCAUCAUACAUUACCUAAUAAAAAGUUUCGAACACAGUUAUCCAGUACUAAUACUCAUCCUUCAUCUAGUACUAUCUCAAGGACCAAUACUACUGAUAUCAUUAAUAAAAGUAGUACUAGCAAUCCUGCAUCAGUUUCAGUGAUACAUAAGUGA
Messenger RNA from Heterobilharzia americana, 1860 nucleotides. The record is from the annotation of a GenBank genome assembly. NCBI's taxonomy places the organism in Eukaryota, Metazoa, Platyhelminthes, Trematoda, Strigeidida, Schistosomatidae.